Dipodomys spectabilis (banner-tailed kangaroo rat) is the source of this 2442-nucleotide messenger RNA. RefSeq names its product myosin light chain kinase family member 4 (gene Mylk4). The transcript is spliced from 15 exons. Gene Ontology annotation, molecular function: protein serine/threonine kinase activity; ATP binding. Bases 153 to 2045 code for a protein of 630 amino acids. The record is from RefSeq and is a predicted model, not a curated record. Gene Ontology annotation, cellular component: nucleus; cytoplasm. Lineage: Eukaryota; Metazoa; Chordata; Mammalia; Rodentia; Heteromyidae. Gene Ontology annotation, biological process: positive regulation of apoptotic process; protein phosphorylation; intracellular signal transduction.
CGCUCCACUGCCCACGCCCGGGAGAUGGAUGCGCUCAAGGUCAGGAGACUGAAGCUCUGAAAAGUCACGAUUGUGUCUUGAUUUACGAGUCUGAGACAGAGGGAAAUGAAAAUCAUACUUCAAAUAGUAGCUUAAUUACGCUCACCACCAAAAUGUUAAAAGUGAAGAGGUUGGAAGAAAUCAGCUCGUGUUACAGCAGCAAUCAGCUGGAGAAAAUGACAUUCUUUCAGUGCAUGGAAGAGGUUGAGAAAGUAAAAUGUUUUCUAGAAGGAAAUUCUGAUGAACAAGAUUCAAGAUCUGAAGAGAAUGAGACUGAGGAGAAGGUGUGGCCAAACCCUGUCCUGAAGGAAAGGACACGUAUUGAAGAUGAAAGGACAUCAUCCCUCACAGAAAGAUCUACAGAGAAGAACCAAUUCUCCUCUGAAAAUGAAAAGGUUGAUAGACUCAACAAGAAAAAUGCCGAGAAGACCAAUGCCUCCGUAGCUCAGAGUAUUAUCAUGUGUAAUAUGGAAAAACAAGAUAAUGCGGAAGAUCUUGCGCCAAGAAAUUCCAUAGAGUCAGAUGGAAAAGGCUAUUCAUGUGUAGAGAGUUUGAAGAGACAAGAAAACAGUAGUACUGGAGAUGAUAAGCAAGGCGUUGUGGGUAAAAACGAAUGUCUACUGUUCGAAAGAGAGAAAAAUGAACCUUUUUCCAAGGAAGAAACUAGUGGAAGAGAAGCUGAGAACGGUGAAGGAACCACAAUUACAAAUGAAAUGGUGCUGGACCAAUGUUCAAAUAAAAGGCAGCAUGUUGAUAAAACCAAUGGUGAUGAGUGCCAUGAAAGGUGUGUCAUCAGCCUAAAAGACAUUUUGACAGAAGGAAUCCUGGAAAAUUCUGGAUCCACUUUCCAAAAUGUGGAACAAACAGAGUUUGCUGGCAGCAGUAAGCGGAGAGUGAUGGAGGAGUACUUUGUCAAUGAGGACAACAAAAAGAGCAAAAUAGAUGUUGUGUGUGCAAGCGAAGAACAAACAUUUGAAAGGACAGAGGACACCAGACAAGACCAAAGGAGCUGUCAGGGUCCACCCCAGGAGUUAGCUGGAAGGAAGACCUCCAGAGAACAAGAUCUGAUGGCCCCACUGGAUGAUAUCCCAGCUCCUGCUGCUCCAUUUGACCAUCGUAUUGUAACAGCCAAAUACGCUGCAGUAGACAGUUCAUAUAUUGUCAGCAAGACAGACAUUCUGGGAGGGGGUCGUUUUGGCCAGGUCCACAAGUGUGAAGAGAAAGCAACAGGCCUGAAGCUGGCUGCCAAAAUCAUUAAGACCAGAUGCCGAAAGGACAAGGAGGAAGUGAAGAAUGAGAUCAGCAUCAUGAACCAACUGGACCAUGUGAAUCUCAUUCAGCUCUAUGAUGCCUUUGAGUCCAAGAAUGACAUCAUCCUGGUCAUGGAGUAUGUGGAAGGUGGAGAGCUGUUUGACCGCAUCAUUGAUGAAAACUACAACUUGACAGAACUCGAUACCAUCCUGUUCAUCAAACAGAUUUGUGAGGGGAUUAGGCAUAUGCAUCAGAUGUACAUCCUCCACUUGGACUUAAAGCCUGAGAAUAUCCUGUGUGUGAAUCGAGAUGCUAAACAAAUAAAAAUUAUUGAUUUUGGAUUGGCCAGAAGGUACAAACCCAGGGAGAAGCUGAAGGUGAACUUUGGAACUCCAGAAUUUCUCUCCCCUGAAGUUGUGAACUAUGAUUUUGUUUCUUUCUCUACUGACAUGUGGAGCGUGGGGGUGAUUACCUACAUGCUACUCAGCGGUUUGUCCCCUUUCCUGGGUGAUAAUGAUGCAGAGACACUAAGCAACGUCCUGGCAUGCAGGUGGGAUUUAGAAGAAGAAGAAUUUCAGGACAUCUCGGAUGAGGCCAGGGAGUUCAUCUCCAAGCUCCUGAUCAAGGAGAAGAGUUGGAGAAUAAGUGCCAGCGAAGCUCUGAAGCACCCCUGGUUGUCAGACCACAAGCUGCACUCCAGACUCAGUGCACAGAAGAACUGCAACUCUGAUGCUCAGAACCUCAUGACCAAAUAGUCCAUUGAAGGUGCUGGUUUAUUUGAAAGGAAAAGUGCUGCGGUUGCUGCUGCUUUGAGAAGACUUUUGAGCACUCAGCAGUUCUGAUGCCUUGACCCCUUUGCUGACUGGCAGGGGGAGUAGGGAGAGCCCUUGAACUUGAACUUGGAGCGACUUUGCUGCACUCAGUGGGUUACCCAGUUCCUGCUCCCUGGGGGCUCAGACAGAUCCCCACAUCCCACAUAAUGCAUCCCAUCAGGAAGAUGUUUCCCUGCCUUCUUGAGUUGUUUUUUUUUUAGCUUAAUGUAUUUUUUAUUAUUGGAGGCUAGUUGCUGAGGUAGGGGUACAUUAUGUCUGCUAUGUUUUGAAAUACUAGAGCAAUCAUACUGUAGAUUUAUUUGAGAUUUUUAAAUCUGGA